Messenger RNA from Caenorhabditis remanei, 219 nucleotides. RefSeq lists its product as uncharacterized. The transcript has a single exon. The record is from RefSeq and is a predicted model, not a curated record. NCBI's taxonomy places the organism in Eukaryota, Metazoa, Nematoda, Chromadorea, Rhabditida, Rhabditidae. Bases 1 to 219 code for a protein of 72 amino acids.
AUGGCGGAUAAUUCGGCUUACAUGAGCGCUGGUGGUUGCAGUUUUGGCUACAUGGGAUCGAAAACUUCAUCAUCUGGAUACGCACGUGAAGACUAUGCAUCCAGUGGAAACUGUGGAGAAGCCAGCAAAAACCAAAACCAACGAUCGGGUCGAAAUACCAAUCCAGGACAACAAGUCAUUAAGGCUCGCACCGAUGAAUCGUACUAUCUUGGAUCAUAA